Messenger RNA from Theobroma umbraticum, 567 nucleotides. RefSeq names its product histone H4. Lineage: Eukaryota; Viridiplantae; Streptophyta; Magnoliopsida; Malvales; Malvaceae. Gene Ontology annotation, molecular function: structural constituent of chromatin; DNA binding; protein heterodimerization activity. Gene Ontology annotation, cellular component: nucleosome. The record is from RefSeq and is a predicted model, not a curated record.
UCCAAUUAAACUGCCAAAUCACCAAUUCCAGGGAAAAGCAAAGAUGUCGGGAAGAGGAAAGGGAGGCAAGGGACUGGGCAAGGGAGGAGCAAAGCGACACCGUAAGGUCCUCCGUGAUAACAUCCAAGGGAUCACUAAGCCAGCAAUACGGCGUUUGGCUCGAAGGGGAGGAGUCAAGCGAAUCAGCGGUUUAAUCUACGAGGAGACUCGUGGAGUUCUGAAGAUCUUCUUGGAGAACGUGAUUCGUGAUGCCGUCACCUACACUGAGCACGCGAGGAGGAAGACCGUGACUGCUAUGGAUGUGGUUUAUGCACUGAAGAGGCAGGGUAGGACUUUGUACGGGUUCGGCGGUUAAAUGAAUUAUAAUUUGAGUAGGGGAGGAAAUGGGGAUUUGAAGUCUUGCUGUCAAGAAUGUUUGAGGUUAGGGUUUGGGUUAGUGUCUGUAAUUAAGGUGGGUUUAUUGGAUUACUAGAAAUUAUAGUUUGGUCAGUGGUUUUUUUCUUUGGCGAUUAGUAAUUCCUGGUCUGAAUUUCCAAUUUUAGUGAAAUUUGAAGUUCGUUUUGUUAA